AUGGACAUCGACCAUCCCAAGCCAUCUACAACACAUCCGAAACAGCACAUCGAUAUCGACAAUGACAACGUCCCAGCCACAACACGCCGCAUAACAGCACGGAAUCCGCCAUGGACAUACCUCAAACUGCAACUAAUCACCGAACCGAUCACCCGCCGCGUCCACCUCGACGCGCUCACCGCUCGAACCCAUCUGAGCGCCGCACUCGCCCAGUUCCUCGGGUUAAUGGGGACGGCGGUGUCGAUUGAUAUCCUCAAGAUUGAGGAUGAGAAUGGCGUUUUGUGGAUCCGGGUCCCGCGCGAGGAUGGUGCGGCUGUUGUGGCUGCUGUGAGUUCGUGGGUAGGGUCGUCUACGACGUCGUCGGGUCGAGGCGGCGUGGGUGAGGAAGAAGAGUGGGAGGAAGGGGGUGCGGUGGCGUGGAGGGUGUUGGCGAAAGGAAAUUUUUUGGGGGCGGUUGCGCAUGGGUCUGGGGGGGAUGUGUUUGAGCCGUAA
This is a messenger RNA of Talaromyces proteolyticus, 492 nucleotides long. RefSeq lists its product as uncharacterized. Bases 1 to 492 code for a protein of 163 amino acids. Gene Ontology annotation, molecular function: ribonuclease MRP activity. Gene Ontology annotation, biological process: nuclear-transcribed mRNA catabolic process, RNase MRP-dependent; tRNA processing; intronic box C/D snoRNA processing. Gene Ontology annotation, cellular component: nucleolar ribonuclease P complex; ribonuclease MRP complex. The record is from RefSeq and is a predicted model, not a curated record. NCBI's taxonomy places the organism in Eukaryota, Fungi, Ascomycota, Eurotiomycetes, Eurotiales, Trichocomaceae. The transcript is spliced from 2 exons.